AUGCUUACACUUAAACGUUUUCCACUAAAACCGCCUCUUCAUCGUUUUCGGAAACACGCGAUUGCAUAAAGGAUUGCCAUUUCAUAGAAAAAGCCUUCCGGACAUUAUGAGCAAGCAGGCAGGCGCUCUUGGGAGAGUUGUCGCAUCAACCACGUUGCAACUUUGCACAGGGCGCUAGGUGGGAUUUUACACAGCACUGGACGCCAGCGCAUCGCAAGGCAAUACAACUUUAUACAUCCAUACAUUUUUCAACUUCUUACAGCAGAGACUUAAUUGUUCUGCGAACGUAAACUGCAUUUUUUUGGUUCUGUUUUGUGCUUCUAAAGUGUUGAACACCACAAUGCUAAAAAUAAAGAAGCACUAAGCACAAACACUUAAGUUUUCCAAGACGUGAAUACCAGAUAAGAACAAACCACGCCCAGAAGAAUAUGGCAAUAAACAGCCAACCGUACCGAAAAGCUCUAAUAACAUCUAGACCAAACUUUGCCCUUAGUAAAUUGCACCUGGGCAGUUUGGUCGUUUACUUCCGUUCCUUAUACAAUUCUGAAAUAAGGGGCCGUAUAAUAUUAUUACUUUCACCAAAGUGAUUUGUGUCACUCUCUUUCAAGCUGAACUCGUAGUGUGCUAUCAUCAGCAGAAUGUCUGGCCCUCGAGAAGUUCGAGCAACGGCCCCGCUGCGUUUAACCCAACUGGGCUUCCGUAGGGCGAAAUGUUUUGAGGUCUCUGCACGUGACCGUCUGAGCUCCUGUUUCUCGGGGUUAGGAAAUGCUUGUAUGUCAGUGUGUUGUUGUGAUUGUUAAGAAUAUUCUCGAAGUUAAAAGCACACAGAAGCAAGAAUUGUAUUUUGAGCUUUUCUACAAUAAACGGCAAACAAAUUGUUCAGGUUUCAGAGCCACUAACUACAUACCAUAAAGGUACAGAUGCGGUUAAAAGAUCCAUUCUCUUUAAAAGCUUCCGAAAUGACAAAGCGGUCAAACAGGCCAAGAAAGCCUAGAGAGGAAGAGUCCUCAGAUGAAGUCAGUGGGAUGACAUGUCAGCAUGUGAGCAAAGCAGUUGAUUUGAGCUCUGUGAAGAAAGCAGUUUCACAAAACCUGUGGUCGGUUUGUUCAGAGUGUCUUAAGGAAAGGACAGUCUAUGAUGGAGAGCCUGCAGGCCCUUUUGAUAUUUUGGUGUGUCUCAAAUGUGGUUUUCAGGGGUGUAACCAGUCUGAUGGACAGCACUCCACUAAACACUUUCAGGCUGUACAUGCAGAAUCCCACUGUAUUGUAAUGAGCCUUAGCACAUGGAAAGCAUGGUGCUAUGAAUGUAAUGAGGAAUUAUCAACACACUGUAACAAAAAAGUUCUUGCUCAGACAGUGGAUUUUCUUCAGAAGCAUUCAGCAAAGGCAUCCUCCGGAACAACAUCAAAAAUAAUAAAAAUUCGAGAAGAAACCACUGAAGGUACUGAUCUCCUAAAAGGGAAGAAUCCAGUCAACAGCACCUUUGUGCCAGUUAAAGGCAUAAACAAUUUAGGAAAUACAUGCUUUUUUAAUGCAGUGAUGCAGAAUUUGUCUCAGACACACAUGCUGAAUGAUUUGGUCUCGGAGAUGAAGGAAAAAGGAUCAAAGCUGAAGAUUUGUCCACUUAUGGAAACAAACUUGGACCCAUUGGUGGUGACCCUCCCCAGUCCAGAGCCUUUGACGUCUGCCAUGUUCUUGUUCCUGAACUGCAUGAAGGAACCAGGAAAGGGACCAGUUUCUCCAAAAAUACUUUUCAACCAGCUGUGCCAAAAAGCUCCUCGAUUUAAAGGUUACCAGCAACAGGACAGCCAGGAGCUCCUUCAUUACCUGCUGGAUGCCAUGAGAAUGGAGGAAACAAAGCGUAUAAAAGCUGGAAUCCUGAAGGCAUUUAACAAUCCUACUGAACGCACUGCAGAUGAUGAAACUAAACGGAAAGUGAAAGCCUAUGGAAAAGAAGGAGUGAAGAUGAACUUUGUUGAUCGGAUCUUUGUUGGUGAACUCACUAAUACAAUCAUGUGUGAGGAAUGUGAACAUAUCUCGACUGUGAAGGAAGCAUUCAUUGAUAUUUCUCUACCAAUAAUUGAAGAAAGGGUUUCUAAACCUGCCAAUCCAGGAAGAGGGAGCAAAACCAACAAGCUACAGGAGAGAGAGCAGGAUCAGUUCAUUUUGUCUGGUGACAACACAGCUACGGUCACACUGGCUCAUUUGCCCAAAAAUAGCAAGAAACACAGUACAGCGAAGGACAAGAUUCAGCAGAGCAACUUGAAGAAGCAUGAAAGGAAAUCUUCCUUUGGUUCUGAAGAGAGAAAUAAUGAUUAUUCCCAGACCCGUUCAGAGGAGGACUUGGCUGGAGAACCCAAGAAUAAUUACAAGGACACUGGUAGUUCAAAAGUGGCUAAUGGAAGUCAAUCUGAGGCAAGUGAGAAAGAUGGGAGUCACUUGGAUAGCAGCAAUGAUGCAGACAGUGAGGCCUCAGAAAGUGAAAGCACUUCAAAGCACACUUUAAACAGCAGCAGCGCUGACUGUUUCAAUGCUGGCGGCUCCAAUCAGACCCAGUUAAAGAGUGACUUGUUUCACAGCAAACAAAAGGAUGGCAAUCACAUUGACCAUCUCGCAAGUGCAAUGUCCAGACUUGGCCUUUGCCAUAACGUGCAUGAAUCCGUGAUCCAUACUCAUAGUCAGGAAGAACAAACAGACAUCAUGUCAAAUAACAAAGAUGCAUCAAAGGAGAAACCCUUGAUAUCCCAGAAUCCACAAAUAGCUUUCCAAUCCUUGUCACAUAGCUAUGUGCCUUGUUCCAAAGAAUGCUCUGUACAGUCAUGUCUGUAUCAGUUUACUUCAGUGGAAUUACUGAUGGGUAACAACAAAUUGCUGUGUGAGAACUGUACUGAAAAAAGACAAAAACAUCUGAAAAAGACCAUUACAUCAGAAAAAAAAGUGGAAAAGGUUUAUACCAGCGCUCGUAAACAAAUGCUCAUCUCAUCUUUACCUCCUGUUGUCACUCUUCAUCUCAAACGGUUUCAUCAGGCUGGUAUGAGUCUGCGCAAAGUGAAUCGUCAUGUGGACUUUCCCUUGGUCCUGGAUUUAGCUCCGUUCUGUUCAGCUUCUUGCAAGAACAUUGUGCAGGGGGAGAGAGUGCUGUACGGCCUGUAUGGAAUCGUAGAGCACAGCGGCUCAAUGCGGGGGGGUCAUUACUCCGCUUACGUGAAGAUCAGAGGGCCCCAUAGGAAACUGGAGCAGAGGAGGAAUGUUGCAGGCCAGAAGGAAGCUGCUGCAGCACCUCCUGGACAGUGGGUUUACGUCAGUGACACACAUGUACAGGUGGUUCCUGAAUCAAGAGUCCUCGGUUCUCAAGCUUAUUUGCUUUUCUAUGAAGAAAUGUAGUAAUUGUUCUGGAAGGUAUCAGCCUGCUUUUUGUCUUCAAGUACGUAACGCUGUUCCAGGUGCCUCAUGAAAGGAUAAGCGUAUGAGAAAAAAGAUUACAUAAAAAAAAGCUUUUCUGCUUUUACUUUUUCAAUUCAGCACAUCAGAAUUUCCCCUUGAUGUCAAUGACAUGCAUGGUAAGCUGUAUAUAUUUUAUUUUUGCUAGAAUAAAUGGUAUCAUUCUAAAACAAUAAAAACUAUGAUCCUAUCAAUUGGUUUUCUAUAGAAAAGAAUCAUUUGUUUACUGUAUAUGAUUUGAAAGAUUCUGUCAAUAUAUAAGAAAGGUUAAGAAUGUGUAACUUGAUUUGUUUAUAUGAUAUAAAAUGUAUCAGAAUAGUAAAGUUGUUUAUAUAUAGCGCGCAAGACAAAAUCUAUUGUUUUCUUUUUAUAGUUUUUUAAAAUUAUUCUAGUUACUGGGUUAUUUUUCAAAUUGUUAUUCCAAAGAUUUUGUAAAAUUGAACUCCUAGCACAGUUUGGUAGGUAAGGUGUCUGGGUUAAUUCUGUGCCACAAAAACAUUCUUGGAAGCAAGAAUGAAAACCCAUAUAAUCAGUGUAUCUCUAAUAAUCAAAUUGUUAGAUUUAUUUAAUGUUACAUGUUCCUCUUUCAUUAUUGCUUUUCCCUGAAUAGAAAAUGUAACACUGCAAACGUACUGCUACUUUCUUUUUAAUUAUUACAAAUAUUUAAAUAUUUUCCUAAAAGGAUCAUAUAAAGAAAAUAUUUAUAGAUAGCUUUUAGUAGUAUAAACACUUUGUAUUCUUUCCAGAGCAAUACAAUUGUGAAAUGUUAGGUCAAAUCUUAGAGGUCAAUUCAAGCAGAAUGAGAACCAGAGGUCAUGCUGUUGUUUUAGAAAAACAAACCUGUUUAAUAAUAAUGUUUUUUUAUGGGGAAGAGCCUAAUUAAGAGUAUGUCAUGGAGCACAUUGUGGCAUGCUCUUCAAUGAUCAUUGAUAUCUGAUUUACUUUUGUUGUACCAUUUAACUGUUUUAGUGUUGUUAAUUGGGUAAAGUUCUGAAGUCAUAUGGUUUAAUUUUAAAUAAAAAAGGCAUGCCAUACAUAUAGGCAUUCAAUUAUUUCAUACUUGUAUCUCUUUAGAUUUUUUCAACUGCAUUGAAAACAAAAAACACAACAGCACUGUAAGCAAAACAAAAUUGGCAAAUGGGGAAACUUUGAUUUGUGUUAUUACUUUUAUGAUUUUGUUUAUAGUUCCAUGGUAAUUUGUGGAUUUUUUUAGAAGUGGGUGUGUGGAUUAUCAUUUUGCAAGUGAUUUUCAUUGUUUUAAUUAUUUCAUAAAUGUAGAACAAAAAAG
Molecule: messenger RNA, 4728 nt
Organism: Lepisosteus oculatus (spotted gar)
Lineage: Eukaryota; Metazoa; Chordata; Actinopteri; Semionotiformes; Lepisosteidae
Gene: usp45
Product: ubiquitin specific peptidase 45
Biological process (GO): protein deubiquitination
Molecular function (GO): zinc ion binding; cysteine-type deubiquitinase activity
Source: RefSeq, a predicted model, not a curated record